Dioszegia hungarica is the source of this 2202-nucleotide messenger RNA. RefSeq names its product P-loop containing nucleoside triphosphate hydrolase protein. Gene Ontology annotation, cellular component: microtubule; cytoplasm; membrane. The transcript is spliced from 11 exons. Gene Ontology annotation, molecular function: GTPase activity; microtubule binding; GTP binding. The record is from RefSeq and is a predicted model, not a curated record. Lineage: Eukaryota; Fungi; Basidiomycota; Tremellomycetes; Tremellales; Bulleribasidiaceae. The coding region runs from base 1 to 2202 and encodes 733 amino acids.
AUGACAGGAGAUACCAUCAAGCCAGCAACGGCCGCCGCGGCCCCGGGUCUCUUUGACAGCGGAUAUGCUCGUAGCAGGAAGGAGCUCAUGGCCGUCAUUGACAAGAUGCGAGCCUGCGGUGCUGCCGCGGAUCUUGAUCUUCCGACUAUCGUCGUAGCGGGCAACCAGUCAUGCGGCAAGUCAUCUUUGAUCGAGGCCAUCUCAGGAAUCAAGCUACCCCGGUCGGUCGACACGUGUACUCGCGUCCCACUCGAAGCCCGUCUGCGACAGGGGGUUGAGGAUGAGCCGUGGACUUGCGAUGUCAAGAUCCGGCAGGAAGGGAGCGACAAGAUGACUACCGAGGCGGGCACGCUCGAGCAGGCCUUCGGUCCGCGACUCACCAACCCUGACACGGUAGAGGACGUCAUUCGUCGCGCACAGCUCGCCAUUUUGAACCCCUCCGUCCCCUCGAAAGACUUCGUCGGAUACAUCAUCCCCUCCGAGCCGGAGGAGGCGCCUCUGGGAUCUACCAAGCAGCUCAACUUCUCGUCAAACGUCAUCGUCCUGGAGAUUACCGGUCCGAACGUCACCGAUCUCACUCUGGUCGAUCUGCCCGGUAUCAUACAGAAUGUCGGCGACGGUGAAGAUGUGAACGAUAUCAAGGUCAUUGAGGAUAUGGUGAAGGGCUAUAUCGAGAAGGACUGCCUCAUCCUGCUGGUCUUGACUAUGAAGGACGAUACCAAGAACCAGAAGGCCUUGUUGCUCGCCAAGGCGGCAGACCCGGCUGGGACGCGUACAAUUGGCGUUCUGACCAAGCCAGACACCUUGAUCGAGGAAGCAGACAAGGCGUUGUGGCUGGCCGUGGCUCAGAACAAGAAGCAACAUCUCAACCUGGGAUACUACGUCACUCGUCAACCAGGUGCCGACGCUCUCCUCAAAGGUAUCACUUUCGCCGACGCUCGCAAGCAGGAGAAGGACUUCUUCGCCACCGAGAAGCCUUGGAGCACUUUGGAUGCCGAGGGGAAGAGUCGUCUCGGGACUGGCGUUUUGGUCUCCUUCCUCAGCAAUGAACUUUCCCGCCACAUUACCGAAAAGCUACCCGCCCUCGGCGACCAAAUCGAGCUUCUCCUCCGCGACGCGGUUCAAGAACUCAGCAAACUCAGCGAGGAGGUAUCCGACAACCCGGCCAGCGCGCUCCUCGGUCUUCUCACCGACUUUGAGACCUCGAUCAAACAGUAUGUCAUCGGCGGAGCGGGUCACGCUGUGACCAUCCAAGCUAUCAACCACAUCGCCAAGGAUCUCAAAAUUGAGAUUCAGAAGACCAAGCCCGCCUACUUCGGUCACGCGAGUCCCCAGCCUAUCCCCAAAUACGGCGGCCUACAGCCGCGGACCGAGCAGGACAUGCAGAGAGAGCUCCGGAAGCUGAUGGAGGAUGGCGCAGGCCGGAUGUACCUGGACCAUAUGAGACUCCAUAUCGAGAAUUGUCGGUCUCGAGAGCUCCCCAACCAAGUCCCCGACGCCGCCCUCCUCAAGUUGAUUGAACGCUCAACCGCGACCUGGGAGAAGCUGUCGGUCCGCAUGCUCCGGAGCGUUGAGCCGGUAGUCAAGCAGAUGCUCCAAGACAGGAUCGCUGAGAUCUUUGGGCAGUACGAGUACGGUCGCUUGCCCUCCGCAGUCACUGUCAUCGUCAACAACGUCCUCGAGGAGAUCGGCAAGCGCACGCUCGUGAUGGUCACCAAGCUCGCCACAAUGGAGCCCAUCCCCUACACCAAAAAUGACCACUAUCUCGACUCCUGCCAGCCGGCAGAGCUCUCGGCGGACCCCGCAGGGCACGCGGUAGCGAUGCAGGAGGCACUCGCAGCUCUUGCUAAGAUCGGGAUGGCGGGCGUGGUAGAGGCGGAUCUAAACAAGCUGCUUCCCGUGGACGAGUAUGAAGCAGAGAUGCAGCUCAUGUCUCGAUCCACGGCAUACUGGAAGGUGGCGUCCAAGCGUAUCAUCGAUAACAUCCCUCGCUGUAUCGACGCCGAGCUCCUCACCCCUCUUCCCAAAGCCAUCCGUACCGCGCUACUCCACCAGCUCGACAUCUUGGGUACCACCGGUCCGGAACGGUGUCGAAGGUUCCUGGGGGAAUCGCCCAGUGAUGUGCAUCGCCGAAAGGACCUGAAGGAUCGCGUGGAAAGGCUGGAGGGGGCCAAGCGGGCGAUUGAUAGCUUCAGCAUGUAG